UUCUAAGGUUUCAUUCUUUGGAGAAAAAAUAAGAUUCUGAAAGUUUCAUUUUGAUCGCAUUUGCAGAAGUUUGGUUUUUGGCCCUCAAUUUUUUCCAAGAAAAUGUCGACAAAAAUUGAGGACAAAAAAUCAAACUUUUGCAAAUGCGAUCAACAUGAAACUUUAAAAAUCUUAUUUUUUCUCCAAAAAAUGAAACAUCAGAAAGUUUGAAGCCAAUCAGAAUCGAUUACCUCCCAUACAAAAUUGUCCGAAAAUCGGUAAUUUUAGUCAAAAUUUACCUCCCAUACAAAAGUGUCAAUUUGUUGGGGUUUUUCUUAGGGCCAGGAUCAAUUCGAAAAUGGCUCAUCUUCGAACUUAAACUAAGUUUUUCGAAUACAAAACUUUUGGCAUUUCCAGAUUUUGAUUAUAUCAAUUAUUUUUUGAGUUAUCGUGUUAACAAACACCAACGACGACGACGACAACGACAACGACAACGACGACAACGACGACGACGGCACACGAACGGAAAAGUGUCUCAAAAAGUGGUUUUCUACGCGUUUUAUGAGUUUUUAUGAUGAUCUAAACCAAUUUUGCGAAAAAAGUUUUCGGGACCAAUUCCUUUACUUUCCCUUGACACGAAUUUUGCGUUAUUGGAAUCAAGUUGAACACUUGCAGAUAAACUGCGUAUGAAAAGUUUUUAUGUUCACGAUGCUCACAUGUAUAUAAAUAUUGAAUAAUUGUAUAUAUGCUUGUUUGUUUGUAUACAUUCACAUCUGGGCUUUGUUUGUAAAUAAAGUAGAAAAACGAAAGCGGAAUGAGGAAGAAAGAGAAGAAAACCUGUCAACAAAGAUUUCCACUCCUAAAACCCAACAAAUACAAUUUCAUAUCAAUUAGUUUAGAAGCUUUCAAAUCAUUGAAUUCUUGAAGUUCAGGAGUUUGAGCAGGGAAAACUCUACAAAGUUCUUCAAACUGGACAUUUGUCGAGUUAGCUAGAAGUUAAAGUAAAAAGAGUAUAAAUACUGUGUAAAACGUAUCGAAGCAAAAAAAUUCAGGUUGUUUUAUAACGAACGAACUCGACAUUCAAUUGUUUUUUUAUUGAUGAAGAUUUCGUCAUUUGUCAUUAAAACGCAAACGUAAUGAUGAUCUCGUUUUGGAUUCCAUUUCAAAAUAAAUGUAUUGGCAAAUGCACAUUGAAUAUUAAGUAUUUUUUUUACUUUGAUAUGUUACAAUGUGUGGGUGAUUUUAUUGGUAAGGAUAUACCUUUGGUCAUUGAUGUUUUUUUUAAAUACACGAUAGUCAAUUGCUAUGUUCGGUGUGUGCGUUACGGUUGCUAUGUAACAAUUGUGCGUUCACAAUUGUCAAAACAUCAGUUGCAAGUGGAUAACAGCACAUAAUUUUGUCUCGUCUCGUCUCAUUAGAUUCAACUGUUUUUAUCAAGUUAAAAUCAGAAUGUUUUCAUUCAAAGAACCACUUUCAGCUCGGCCGAAUAAUUAUAGACUAAGCGAAAUUGCAUUGAAAUCAGGUUUCAAGUUUCGCGACAUUGAGAAUCGAAAAUUAGAUUGGAAAGCUUUGGGUUGUGUUGAUGUUAAUAAAGUGAUUGAAAAUCAAGAUUAUGAAUUUCUGGAAAAAAUUACUCCGAAAAUCAUUGAAGCACCAAUGCAGUCCAUACUGGGAACAGCUGCAAUUGACCCAGCAGUAUCGUCCUUGUUUCGCUUGGCUCAAAUGAGUUUGCAAUACAUGACCUUUUGUCAGCAAUUUAUGUCUCAUACCCUGUAUGACCUUAGAACCGCGUUCAACCAUAUACAAAAAAAAUAUUCAAACUUGAAACACAAUUAUAAAUGCCUUGAAGAGCAACAUUACAGGGCUCAAGAACGAGUUCAAUCUUUGUUGAAGGAAAAAAAUGGAGCAGAAGAUGACAAAGGUCCAUCGUCGUUAUUUCCAUGUGAUCAGUGUACUAAAAACUUCCUCACAUUGGACUCAUUGAAAUCCCAUCAGCAACGCAAACAUACUGCCAUUGGUGAAAAACAUGAAUUGAGCGACGAUAAUGAAAAAGAUGUGUCACCAAAAGAAGUAAUAAACAAUUUAUCAAUGCAAUCGAUUAGCAAUAUCCACAACAAUAAUGAAAAUAAUAGUAAUAAUAACAAUAAUGACAAUGAAAUUAAUGCUGAUUGCAUGGUAUGCUCCCAAAAAAUGGAAUCAAAAACCAAUUCAUCAAGCAUAGCAAUACAAUGUGAACUGAACAUUCAACAGAAUCAGAACGAUACAAAAAUUGCUUUGAAUGAUAGCAAAAAUAUGGACAGCGAACUGAUUCAAAGCGCCUAUGAUACGAUAAAUGAGCUAAAGAAAGAGAUCGUUGAUUUGAAGAAUUCAUUAGAGGCAAAAACAUGCACUGAAUUGCCACAAAUAGAAUCAGGGCAUCCAACAAUAGCAGACAAAUCCGAAAAUUCUGCUAGUUUGACUCAAACUAAUGAUAAGAUUGUUGUUAUUGAACAAAAAUUUAAUGCAUUCGAAGUUAUGUAUAUGGAGAGUCAACAUCAGUUCAUCGAAUCAUUUCGAAAUAUAGAUGAGCGUCAGAAGUCUUAUAUGGAUAAUAUUCAGGAAACGAUUAAAGAAAUCAUUGAAAAAUCAUUGGAACAAAACGAUCCUAGCAAAAAUACUGCAAUAUCGAGUGAUAUAAUGAAGGAAAGUAUCAGUCAAUGUCAGGCUGAAACUAUAAUUGAUUUUGCAGACAAACCAAUUGAUGUAGAAGCUUCUGAAAAAUGUCGAGAUAAAAAAUUGCCGGAACUUCACAAAAUAGAGCAAUGCAUGGUGGCCAAUGACUCAUCCAGCUAUAGCGAAGAUGAUGAUGGUGGAAGGAAAUUAACCUGUGAGGCGGAAGUAUACACAAUAUCACAGAAUGAACAAAGAAAUGGAUGUGAUCAGAAUGAUAGAAAGGAAACGAAGAAUCAUGUUAAAUCACUUAAAAAAACAAUCUCUAAAGACGUAGCUCUCCAUGAAUUUGAACAUAGACUGCUGCAAUUUGGGGUGGAAAUGGAUUCCGCUGGUUUGGCCACACCCCGAUCUUAUGAAAUAAAUCAAGACUUGGUCGAUGAAAGAAAGGAAAUCGGGAAAGCACACAAAUCAUUCGAAAAAACUCGGAAACAACUAAGAAAUGAAGUUGACCGUAUUGCUAAAGGAAAACUAGCAUCAGCGAGCAGUGCAACUAGCUUAUCAUCUUACCAAUCAGACCAUACUUUCGAUGAGAGCGAUGGGGAUGGGUCCAGAAAGACGACGAAAUUUUCUCGGCCAAAAUCUGCCAGUGUGCAAAAAAUGCGAAAGAGAAAUGCAAAAAAACUGGUGAACAAAUUUGUCGAAAAUGAUAUUGAUGAAAAUGAUUUAAUUGAUAAAAUGCAAAUGGCUCACAAGGCAAUAAACUCCCAUCGCCAAAGUAUACAGCAGUUGCUUGAAACAACAGCUCACUCACCAAGUUCGCUCGCCAAAUGCAAGUAUCCCUCUAUGGUGGGUGCAAAAAUGAAUGAUGACGGAGAUAAUGAUGAUUCGGGCAUAAAUCAAUACAAUAAAAUGCCAAACAUAACUACGAGACGGGUGGUUUUUGUGAACCUCGAUGAGGAUAGUUAAUUUUGAACUUCAGCAUUAUGAAUUUUGUGUGUAGUAGAAUUUGAGUUUGACAUUUGCUUUACGUUAAUUGCGUUUCAUUAAAUAAUUUUAUAAGUUUCCUUCAUUAUAUGAUUUCAAUAAACAUUGUAUUACAAACGAUUAUCAAAA
This is a messenger RNA of Sitodiplosis mosellana (orange wheat blossom midge), 3744 nucleotides long. It is a transcript of the gene DZIP1, whose product is annotated as cilium assembly protein DZIP1L. Gene Ontology annotation, cellular component: ciliary basal body; cytoplasm. The record is from RefSeq and is a predicted model, not a curated record. Lineage: Eukaryota; Metazoa; Arthropoda; Insecta; Diptera; Cecidomyiidae. The transcript is spliced from 4 exons. The coding region runs from base 1429 to 3597 and encodes 722 amino acids. Gene Ontology annotation, biological process: cilium assembly.